Molecule: messenger RNA, 11170 nt
Organism: Crotalus tigris (Tiger rattlesnake)
Lineage: Eukaryota; Metazoa; Chordata; Lepidosauria; Squamata; Viperidae
Gene: KLF9
Product: Kruppel like factor 9
Exons: 2
Coding region: 896-1642 (248 amino acids)
Biological process (GO): regulation of transcription by RNA polymerase II
Molecular function (GO): DNA-binding transcription factor activity, RNA polymerase II-specific; RNA polymerase II cis-regulatory region sequence-specific DNA binding
Source: RefSeq, a predicted model, not a curated record
UUCUGCGAAAUCGGUCCUGAGCAGGGCUGUGCUGGAACAUUGAAGAGCCGUAGGCGAGGGGGGAGUGAGUCAGUCAGUGGGCAGACCCAGCCUCAGUCGCUGCUGCUGCUGCUGCUGCUGCGUAGAGUCCUCACGCUUGGGCUGCUGUUUCAGCACCGCGCCUUCUGAGGAGUGUGUGAAUGCGCUGGAAAGCCUCGCGAAGCGGGGGCGGAGAAGCAAACGCGGCGGCGGCGGCGGCGGCUCGGGUGCGAGGACUGCUGAGCUCUUCCCGAGCUCCUUCCGAUUUUCUUCUGCUUUCCGUCCCCUCGCGGGGUGGGGAGGAGGGGGAGGAGGAGGAGGAGGAGAAGGAGGAGGAGGAGGAGAGGAACAGGGAAAACUCCCUGCUGGUGCUACUUGGAUUACUUGAAACCACCGCUCGUGACCCUGUUUUCCGAAGAAGGGAGCCUUAUCACAGUCUAGCCUCUGAAGCGGGUCCGGGAGUGCACGACCCACGCGCGACGCCUCACCGAUCCGGAGUUCUGCGGAGAGGGGGCGCGGGAAACGACGGCGACCGAGGUCAAGAGGUAGGCUUAGCGGUGCUUCUCCUGGCUGGGAAUCCCAGACGGUCGUGGUUAUGUAAACGCCGAGCCCCGGCAGUGGAUCCCUCCUGGCUGCAACGGCACCCCACCCCGCCCCACCUCCACCCGCGAUCCGCAGCCUGAAGGAAGGCGACCAGCCGCCCGGCGCUCGACACACCUACCCACCCGGCCCUCGGAGGGCGAGAGGGCGGCGGCGGCGGCGGCGGCGGCCACAGGCAGCCAGCGCGGAGGAAGUUUUGCCCCGGGGCCCUCGCCCUGCCCCUCCCCCUCCCCCUCUUAAAUUAUUAUUACCUCGGGGACCGACGGUCGCCUGCAAGAUGUCAGCGGUGGCUUACAUGGACUUCGUGGCUGCCCAGUGCUUGGUCUCCAUUUCCAACCGCUCCGUGGCACAACCGGACGUGACCCGCGAAGCCGAGGUCCUGAAGAUGCCCGAGGAGGAAGCCGCCGCCGCCGUCGUGACCAAGGAAAUGAACGACCCCCGCGACUCCUGGAAGGAUUAUUGCACGUUGGUGACCAUCGCCAAGAGCUUGCUGGACUUGAACAAAUACAGACCCCUCCCCGCCCCUUCCAUCUGCAGCGACAGCGUGGAGAGCCCCGACGAGGACAUCGGCUCCGACAGCGACGUGACCACCGAAUCGGGGUCGAGCCCUUCCCACAGCCCGGCCGAGGGCCAGGAGGCUGCCCGCGGGCCCGGCGCCUUGGCGCUCCUGCACGGCGGAGGGCCGGCCAAAGGGAAGCUGGCCGCGGAAAAGAGACACAAGUGCCCCUACAGCGGCUGUGGCAAAGUGUACGGCAAGUCCUCCCACCUCAAAGCCCACUACCGAGUGCACACAGGUGAACGACCUUUUCCUUGUACAUGGCCAGAGUGCCUUAAAAAGUUCUCUCGCUCCGAUGAGCUAACAAGGCACUACCGAACCCACACUGGGGAGAAGCAGUUUCGAUGCCCACUUUGUGAGAAGCGGUUCAUGCGGAGCGACCAUCUCACCAAGCAUGCCCGUCGCCAUACCGAAUUCCACCCUAGCAUGAUCAAGCGAUCUAAAAAGACCAGCUCUGCCUCCUUUUGAAGGAAAGACUACAACAGGAGUGAGAGUAGGGAGAUGGCCAUCAGUGAAAAAGGCAGAAUGGAUCAGCACAAAUAUGUCCACCACUGUACAGUAAAAUCCCCCCCCGACUUGCAUUUUUAAAGCACAUGUAGCUGGAAAUUUAAAGAUUAACAUUUUUGUUCUGUCCACCCUGCUGUGCUACCAACCACAGUCUUAAACCAGGGGCUGCUGGGUGGGCGUGGGGGGUUGGGUGGGGAGACUGUAUGGGGAUGAGCAGAAAUAAUGCAACUUUUUUUAGUUUAAAGAAUCAACACUGGUGUGUGGGUGCAUGUGUGUGAACACAGACACACACACACACAUCUGUAUAUAGUUAUAUGUGACUGGGUGAUUUGACCUGUGACACCACAGUAGUGAUUCCAAGCUCUUUGUGAUUGCUGUGUCAUGGAGAUGUUUUGUUGACUAAUGUAAUGCUGCUUGUAUUUUAAAACAAAACAAAAAUCCAGUUUAGUGAAACCACUUUCCAACUCACUUAAGUAUUUUUCAAGUAAAACAAAAAACAAAAACAUCGUAGCACAUGAUAGAUGGAAUUUCACAUUUCUUUCUAAGUGGUCCACCCUGUUCAAGACUGUUAAGGAAAAAAAAUCAUUCACAGUACCAGAUUGGUGGAAGGAAACUGUACUUUUUACCAAGUUAUCCUUUUUGAGCUGCUCUUUUUUUCCCCCCAGUGGAAACAUGCACAGAAAUCAAUUAUGAAACCAAAAGGAAAACAAGAAAUCAGCUGGCAUCACACACAAGAGGCUAUUCUUUGCUGUGUAGAAAAGAAACAAUGCAACCUAAAUCGUGCAAAGAAAUGUGGCAGAAAUAUGAGACUAUUUUUUUUCUCCUUUAGCUGUUCCUAGACUUUCAUCUGAAAAGCAACCAUAUACUGUACUGUACUAUAUGAAUACCACUACCAGUGCUUUACUCUGCUGGGUUUUGUUGGAAUGAAUGCAUAACAGCAGCUACCAUCUUGAUAAGCUACCACUUUUAUAAAAGGUUUUUUUUUCUCUUACGACUCUUUCUCUCUUUUCUCAAUGGUGCAUUUUCUUCACCUCUCGCCAGAAUUCUGUCUCAGCUAACAGAACUAUGCGCAUUUGGAGUUGGUAGAGAACCUUUUUUUGUUUUAUUUUCACCAACAGAACAUUCUCUACAUGGACGAAGGCAACUAACACUAAUUUUUUUAAACUACUUUUUAACAAGUCUUCUUUUUCAUAAAUUGCAGCUGUUGUACAGAGUCUGGGGAAUAACAACCAAACUAACUGCAAGUAGGAAUCCAGACUCAGAUGCAGGAGGCGUGUCGAAAUACUUUUCACGACACGGCCUCACCACUACGUACCUUGCAAUCUCAAUCCUCCGUAUCAGGCUUGAUACAGUUUAAUGAUAAUGGCAAUAUUUCAUCUGUUUCAAAUGCUACAGUUUGCUCUUCGGAACAGAGGCACCAUCCACAUUGGAGAAAAGCUCUUGCAUCUAGCCAAGCUGUGUCAUCUUUGUUAAUGUUGAAAGCAUGAACCUGAUGAAGGUUGUAAUCCAUGGACGUUCCCUUCCCCCAUCUCUCGUGAUGAUGGAGAAUCAUGUUUACAGACUUCCCUCCUGCCCCCUCUGCCCUUGACUCUUCUUUCUCAUGAUGAAAGGCGUGGUGCAACUGUCCUAUGUCGGGCUAACUUUGUGGGUGAGGAAAUCACACGGUAGCCGGAGGGAUUACACCAGGAUCAGUUUGCCCAACUUUGUAAAGAAUCUGUACAUACGACCUUGUAAAGUAUACCUGCUAUGACAGUAUCUUGUUCUUGUUUCAUCCGAUAGAAAGCUAGCUUCCUAGAAAAAUAAAAUAAAACAUCUCAGAGAGUAGAAUAUUCUACAAUUGUCUGUGGCUUCCAGCACUAGAACUCAGUGUGCAUCAAGCAUUUUUACUUGUGUGGCUCAUUAUAAAACCUGUCUAUGCGAAAAGAACAGCUUUUAAAUAAAGGUGUUGGGGCAAUGAACAACUUAAUGGCAUUUCAGAAGCAAAAAGGAAUGAGUGUUCUUCAGUGAAGACAUGUCAGGAAACCAAGCACACUUUCUACCUCCGUUUCAACUUCUUGAAACGUUUAUUUUAUGAUAAACCAAAAUUAAUUUCUGGUGUCCAAAAUAAAUUGUAGGGAUGUUUGUUCUUCCUUAUAAAAAUAGGUAGCCUGGCUCUUUCUAUUGCUCGAGUGUAUAAAAAAAAAAAGAGAGAGAGAAAGUAUUCUGCUUUUAUCAGUACUGUUAAUGCUGCCUUGUUUAAUAAGGGUGAGGACUAUGUGGUUGGUCAGCAGCUCGCAAAUGUGGUACUAUUCCAGUCGUCCUCCCUUUCUAUAUGAAACCAAUCCUCUGGAGCCUAAGCUCUAGUCUGAGUCCUAUUAAACAGUUUGCCAGAUCUUUACUGUUGCUUUGGGAUAGGACAAGUGCAGUUUUAGCAAAAGAGAGCCCAAAAGCUGAAUGCUGUUUUUUCACCUUUUGUACAAAGCAAGCCAUAGGCACUUAAAAUGGCACCCUCCUUAUCAGGUCACAAAGGCAGAUGAGAAUAAUUAGGUUUGGUGAAAUGGUGGCUAGGGCACUUGCCCAUUCCCUGACAGCUGUGGACUCUUUUUUUGAUCUCAUAUGACAUGUGGCCACCUCCAGUCCACCCGAAGGUUCUACGUUGGUCCCUUGGGCUGGAAAGCUCUAGACGGCCAAAUGGUGCUAUUCAUGUUGCUCCCUUGUGGACUUCAGGGUAUAGAAAUGAUGGCUUUGCCUUCACCCCACCAGCCAAACCAUUUGCAGAAUAGUUUGCCGUGAUCUAAUUGGCAGCAUUUAUUAUUUGAACAACAAAUCAUAGGAACUGCUCUUCUCAUUUCUAAAAGGAUUCUUAUGGACAAAUCCAACCAUAGGAUGUAUAAAAUAAUGACUAGGUUGAUUUUUCUUAACAGCUCUUCCAGCUAUAAAAAAAAGAGUGAAUCCCCAAUGUAUUUCAUCCCCAAUGAAUCCCCAACCUUUGUGAUAUUCUGGUCAUUACAAUGAGGUGUGCACGAUCCUGCCUUCACUAGAUAACGUGUAUUAUUUCUAGCAUUGGAGUGGCCACCAGUUUGCAAUGAGUAGGCUGACUGACAUGUACUGUAGGUAAACCCAUUAUAAGCUACUGAGGAUGUCUCCACUAAUGUGUAUUGAGAGAUGAUAAAACUUCUGGCUUGAUAACCAUUAAACAUGUCAGAUCACCCACUUUCUGCAAACAGCCAUGAAUUUCUCCAGCUAUGAUGCAGGGGAAGCAACUGGCACGAUAACUUUUAAUUGGGGCUGUCAUGCAUACCAAUAGUUAAGCUACCGAUUGACACUGGCCUGCUUCCUAUAUUAGUUUUAGACAAUGUGUGCAUAACCAGGUCUUAAAAGGGCUGGUCUGGCAUUUGACAGCAAACGGGGUUGAGAAUCUUGGGCAUGAUUUGUCUGCUGCAUAAGUCAUGUAAGAUGCCUCAUUUGCAGUUGUUGGGGCAAAAGGAGAAAUAAGGUGCUUAAUUCUUACCCAUUCAGAGUUUUCUUCUUCCCAAAUAAAUCUCUUCCUUAGGCUGAAAUUAGUUGGUAAUUUGAAGGGCAAUUGAACAGGAUUAAGCAUGUGUAGUACAGAUCCUUGUCCCAGCAAACUGUUUUCACUUAGCAGCAGAAGCAAGGAUUUCUUCAACCUUGCUUGCUGACAACUGCACCCAGCUGCACUAUCAUUGUUAAAAUGUUUUUCUGUGGGAACUGUAACUCCCAUGGCUGUGCCCCAGAAAAGAGACGUAGGGCUCAAGCAUCCAGGAGUUUCAUGAGGGUUACUCUCAGAAGCAGGGAAUGUUUAUUAGGGUUUUAAUCUCAGCAUGCUUACUUGAAAGCAGCAGUCCUUCAAAUGAAUGAAACUUGCUUUCAAAUAAAUCUGGUAAGCAACAGGAUGUAAAAUAUGCUUUUUAGGAGUCUUCCAAAAGUAACAUCAGAAACUACCCAAAGUUUAUUAACCACUAACAAAAUAAAAUCGGACAAGUUUGUCAGAUUUGGUGUAAGAGUAAGCAGUGAACGUCACUUGCAGACUUGACAGCGCAGUGAAAUAGGUUGUGAUCUUUUAGCAAAUCGGAAUUUGAGCAGAGGCUACAGCAGGUGUUGACCAGAAGGAAAAAUCAAGUUCUUGGUGAACUUCUUUGCCAGGCCACUCUGGAAAUUCUCAAAAGAGUGCUGACGUGAAAGCAGCUCCUCGCCUCCAUUCAGAAAGACCUUCCUAGAGAAGCCAUGGCUUUAAACUACAGCUAUACAACAUCUUUUGUGAACAAUUUUGAUGACUUCUAUACAGGUCUCUCCUGUUUGUUGAUGGACUUAGCCCAGUAUGCACCAGACAUACUUUUCAAAUGCUGUUUUAUUGCAGGUUAACAAAUCUGUAACACUGUAAAAUUACCAAUCUUUACAACUUUAAUCCAUUUUAUUUUUGUACAGUAUUCGUAUCCUUUCUAAGUUAUUUUGCUGUCCUGUUUUGUAAAUCAUAUGAAAUUGUAAAAAAAAAAGAAAAAAGAAAAAGAAAAAAGUAGGAAUAGGUGUUUUUGUACAUAUGUAUAUAAAAUGUCCAAAUACUUAAAAGAAAUAAAAUGAAACAAAAUGGAAAAACUGCUUGGGAUGAUUUGUAUCAGAGUUUGAUUGGUCAAAAUUGGAUAGUACAGAAAAUAAUGAGAGGAAAUAUCUAUUAACAAUGGAGUUGAAUCACUCUCCCCAUUCUGAUUCUUCCAGAUCAGCAAGACAACUCCUUAAUCUUCCAGUCGCUUAAAGCCUUUGGAGUUGAAAUUCAAUAUACAGGGAGGCCAUUAUGUUGGGCAAAGUUGAUUUAGACAGAUAAAAGUAAAACAAGCAAUUAAAAUGGCAGAACUGCAAGAUGGAUAACUUUUUUUAAAGGUAAAAAAAAAUGGUGAAGCAGGAGAGAAACAAAAAACCAGAGAAGUUUAUAGUUAAAACAUCCCAGUGUUUUAAAAAGGCAGAUUUAAUAUAUCAGAAUAAAAAAACACACACACAUACCAAGGUUCGGGAAAGUAUUGAGCCUCUAGAUCAGGGAUGUCCAAUCUUGGCAACUUUAAGACCAGUGGACUUUAACUCUAGUGAAGGUGAAGUCCACACAUCUUAAAGUUACCAAGGUUGAACACUUCUGCUCUAGGUGUUUGGAAUACAAUUCUCACCAUCCGACAAUUGGCCACACAGAAGAAUGUAUGGGUUUGGAUACCAACAACUGGAAGGCCCCAGAUUCUUCGUCCUUGCCUUUAGUCCCUGGCACACGCUAAGAUGUUUUUGAUAAAUCUGUUGCAGAAUCUGGGAAGUGCCAGUAUAAAGGCUCUUUCUGCAACUGCCCCAUCUCAACUGUGGAGGCGUAGGAAGAACCCUUUAUGCAGCUCUCAAUCUCAAUACUCAAGAGAUUCCAUGGCCCUCUGAAUGAUACUUUGAAUAUUUUGAAUCGUACUAAGAAAACAAUGGUACCUGGAAGGCAGCAGCUUUGUUUUCAUUCUGAUAGGAUGGGGGUUCUGGUAGUUGCAAGCAAGAACCCAAGCAGCAGUUCUUAUUUUGAACACUUUGCAUACACUUUCAAGAUCUUCCUACAUGCUACACAUAUCCGAUCUUAUCGGUUGGUCAAAGUAUCUUGUUGAUGCAGCAGCUUCUGUUACCAAGUCAAGAUAGGUGUAAGGGCAAUCCUUUGAUACCAACCUUCCUACCCAACCCAGCAACUCAAUCCUCAAGGUAGAGCAACUAGUCAGAACUAACCCUCACUUCUAAGUUGGAUUUGUAAAAUUCAGCAUGCAUUUUAAGUGCAUUAAAUGUGAAACAGUGUUGGUUUGUUCCUUCCCAUCUUCUCCUAUAGCCAUAGCAAUAGUACUUAGAUUUAUAAACUGCUUCACAGUGCUUUGCAGCCCUAAGCGGUUUAGAGUCACAUAUUGCCCCCAAUAAUCUGGGUCCUCAUUUUACCACCCUCGGAAGUAUGGAAAGUUCUGAUGCGCUGGCUGUUCUGUCUGACACACAGAAAAAGGAGUGUGUGCCAAGAUGAGUCAUUUAUUUUUUAGUCUUGGUUUCUGGAGUUAUUUUUCAGGGAUUCUCAUGCAAGUUUGCACAACAGGAUGCUGCUUCAAUAGAGCAGAAAUUGCCAAAGAUGAACAUUAAAUUUCAACACCAGAUUUAAGGACAGUCCUCUACCAAUCAUAACCUAAUUGUUAGGAAAAGGUGCACCCUUUGUCACCUGUGCCAUCUACUUACGCUAUUUUAUUUCAUACCAUUACUGACUUUGAGUUUCCUGUGGGUACAGAGGCAAGUAUACGUUGAAGAAAUAAUCAAAUUAAGCAAUAAUUCUUUGUUUCACUUAUGUAAAGAGAUAUUGUGACAUACUCUGCUUUGAUUAUGUUACUUUUGAUCGUAUGUUUUGCAAAGUUAAACCUCCAAAUCUAGUGCCUUCCAGAAGUAUUAGCCCAACUCUCCUAGUUCCCUAGCCAGCUACCAGCCUGACCUUUGGGAGAUAGGAGAAUUGGCCAUGAUGGAUAGUAGAGGGGGGAUGGAAGAAGGAGAGAGUUGGGGUGAUCCUGUAUUGUUAUUAGAGUGGAACUUUUUGGCAUUUAUUUUGGGUUUGUAUUAAAGAAAAGAAUAAGUACAUUUCACUUUAGGCUAAAAGGACCCAGUCUCUUUAUGCUAAAAAAAAAAAAAAUCAAAUUUGGUCCUAUGUAGAUACAGAAUAAUGAAAUCUAAUAUAUCCUUUUCCAGGAAUGCGAAUUUACCUGUUAAAAAUGCAGAUGGAAAUAGUUCCUAUCUGGACCUUGAAAACUCUUUUUGUGCUUUUGAAAAAGUGAGCAAAGGUAAAUUGCUGACUCCCAGAUGGAAUAUUUAACUCAAACCUUAAUAUUCUGUGGUAUCUAAUUUAUUGUGGUAUUUGGUAUCUUUAACUCCUUGCAGGAAAAUCUGAUUAGCCUGGUCUUGUUCUAUGGAGGGGUAAAGAAUGCUGGGAACAGCCCAUAAGAUAACAACUUAUCAACAGUUCUUUCAACUUCAGUGUUUUCCUACCAGAACUAAUAGGAUUAAGUCUGAGGGAAAAAUGGAUAUUAAACCAAUACUUUUAAAAAUCUAUUAUUACAUUAUUUUAUGUAAUCUUCUUUCAAUACUAGCAACACCAAACAUUCAUUCUUGCUUAAUAUUUUGAAUAUUGCUUUAAUGCCUUCUUCAUAUUUUUUGCAAGGUAUAUUUUAUACAACAGCAUCACAAUGUUAUCAGCCUUUUCCCAACAUAACUCAGAUUGCCCAUUCAAACGAUACUCAUUUUUUAUUUGUUCCUGAGCCAUCUUUCAUUACUUGCAAAACAGCUUGCAAGUCAGGGAAUAGUAAGUUCGUGAAGAUUGCCAUAAAAACUUAACAUUAAAAAUAAUCCUAGCCAUAAAUAAAGAAGCAAGAAUUUUAACACUUGAGCACCAAGAAAGUCAACAGGACAAUAUGCAGAAGUCAGAAUCCUUUUGAGCCUUAUAGAAACCCUGUGGUAACUGUAAAAUAUCAUCCAUUUUUUAAAGAAUAUCUAUGACCUAAACAUUGCAGCUUUAGACAAUGUACAAAGAAUAAUUCCAAGUGCUUACACCUAAAAUCUAGCUUAUUUAAGUCAUAUAUAUGUUCUUCAUAUAAUAUGAAAUGUAAGCUUUUGUGUGUUAAUACUGUAACAAGAACUCCUUGAUUUUUGGGGGCAUAAGCGCAUCCAGCUAGAAUAACUUUGUUUAUAAUGGCCAAAAACAGGAAUGCAAAAGUUUGAUGAGAAAAAAACAACAGACAAUGAUUGCACAAGAGGAUGUAACUUAGGGCAAUCUUUCAUAAUUUCAGUUUCUUCAAAUAUGUUAGAUCCUUUAGCUGAGAAUUACUGUGGUAUAUAAAGUUGGGAACGACUGUAAGCACCACAUAGACUCUCACAGGAAAUCAUAAGCUUAGGUCAUGCAGUUUUUGGUACUGUCUGGAUGAUACUGAAGUCCAAACUCCCUGCAAUUCCAGCCAACAUGCUCAAUGGUAAAGGAAUAUGGGAAUUAUACUUCAACAGCACCUGGAUGGCAAAAUGUUGCCCAACAUUACAAAGGCUGAUUAGGUUAUUUUACAGACUAUUGUUACCUGCAAUCCUGUUUGCAACUCUCUCCAUCCAAACAGCCUAGAACCUUAUUCCUUCUCUAAGUUGUAAUAAAGUAAAUCAGUCAUUAGUUAUCUAUUUCAAGCAGAAAGAUAAGGGUCUUUCCUGGAAUUCAAAGUGUUGGUGGAAUCCUGCUUCUACCUUAUCUGCAAUUCAGCAAACCUUGAUGAUAUUACUAUUUCCACAGGACCAAUGUUUCCUUCUUUUUGUUUUGUUUUCCUGGCUGAGAUUUCCAAAAGCGUCCACCAUUGGUGUAACUCAGGGCUCUUCAAAACUUGAUGCUUUUAUGACUUGUGGUCUUCAACUCCCAGAAUCCCUCAGCCAGGCACGCUGGCUGAGGAAUUCUGGUAAUUGAACUUCACAAGUCAUAAAAGGGCCAAGUUUGAAGACUCCUGGUGUAACUGGUCUAUAUUCCCCACAGCCAAUAGACAUUUGCUAUAGAGAAGGUGCAGUCCCAAAUAGUUUUCAGCUAGAAAAGAGGCCUUCUUUUCAUUCUGAAAGUUGAAGGCAUUAACUUCCUUUAAAAGCUUCCAAGUCCACACGGCAAAGCAAAUCUCCUGCAGCUGGUAUUAGAGUGGCCUCUGGCGGUAAACUAGAGUCAGUUCAAUAUUAAAGAAAACCUAUACAUAGAAUUCAAACACUCUUGAGCACAGCAAUUUGAGUAAGAGAACUGAAAUGAACCUAAUUCAAAUUCUUUCCCUACACCUUCAAAAACUACUAGUGGUUGCUGUAAACAUUUUUAAUCCAUCCAAGUAUCCAAACUCUUACAAUUAUACUUUCUUCAGCAACUUGGCUGGAGUUUCCUUUCACUGUUACCUCUUCCACACAGAUAGUUACUGAGCUGCAUGAUGAAAGAACAUUGUAGCUAAUCUAUGUUGCAAGGGCACACACAAUGCUACACACUGUGUCUCUGUAUGGGAGUAAUAAGCUCUCUAGAGUUCCAGGAAAAGGAAGUGAUGUAAGUAAACAGAAAAGUUCUUAGCAUCAAGUGACAAUGCAGAAAAAAAUAAUGAACUCCACCUACCUGGUCCCAAACUUAAACUUUUGGGUUUUUGUUAAAUGAAAAUCAACUGAUUGCAAAGAUCUAUACUUGCUAUUUAACUCUACAGGAGAGAAGGGUCAGUGUUCUCCUUUCCUAUGUAGAGUUAAUUAUCUUAGUUUUUUUAGUCACUUUCAUAAAACAAUAGUUUUAAACAAGGAACAUUAUUAGCCCCUCUGCUCCUAGCAUCUCAGUAUGAAAUUACUGCACUAAUCAUAGAGAUCUAAUUAAAAGGGCUUCUUUUACUAUUCACAUUUUUUUAAAUAGGAGAAUGGCCACAAUCAGAAUCGAAACUCUGCAUUCAUACCAGCCUACAGGGAAAAAAUAAUAAUUAAAAUAAAAACAAA